Messenger RNA from Linum trigynum, 3676 nucleotides. The record is from the annotation of a GenBank genome assembly. Lineage: Eukaryota; Viridiplantae; Streptophyta; Magnoliopsida; Malpighiales; Linaceae.
AUCGAUUUAAAUUUUCCGAGGUCGAUUUAUGUUUUUUCUUAGGUCGACCGGAUCUGUUUUGCACUCAAUUGGUACGAGGAUUUGGCCCAUUUUAGACUCGUUUCAAUUUAGCCGAGGUCGACCUUUGAUGCUUCUGAGGUCGACCUAUGAAGGCAAAAGUUCGAGUUGUGCAAUUGUCUUUGAAUUAUUUGUGCGAAACUAACACUGGUCGACCUCUUCUAAUUAUGAGGUCGACCGGAUCUGUUUUGCACUCAAUUGGUACGAGGAUUUGGCCCAUUUUAGACUCGUUUCAAUUUAGCCGAGGUCGACCUAUGAUGCUUCUGAGGUUGACCUAUGAAGGCAAAAGUUCGAGUUGUGCAAUUGUCUUUGAAUUAUUUGUGCGAAACUAACACUGGUCGACCUCUUCUAAUUAUGAGGUCGACCGGAUCUGUUUUGCACUCAAUUGGUACGAGGAUUUGGCCCAUUUUAGACUCGUUUCAAUUUAGCCGAGGUCGACCUAUGAUGCUUCUGAGGUCGACCUAUGAAGGCAAAAGUUUGAGUUGUGCAAUUGUCUUUGAAUUAUUUGUGCGAAACUAACACUGGUUGACCUCUUCUAAUUAUGAGGUCGACCGGAUCUGUUUUGCACUCAAUUGGUACGAGGAUUUGGGCCAUUUUAGACUCGUUUCAAUUUAGCCGAGGUCGAGCUAUGAUGCUUCUGAGGUCGACCGAUGAAGGCAAAAAUUCGUUUAUGUCGACCCAUUCCCGUUUUAAAUUAACUGAGGUCGACCUAUGAUUCUUUUGAGGUCGACCCAUUCUCGUUUUAAACUAACUGAGGUCGACCCCUUUAUGGAGUGGUCGACCGCGUAUUGUUCAAUUCGAAAAUGUGACUAACGUGUAUUCUUGCUUGUUUAAUGGCAGGAUGUUUGGCAAAAAUAAGAAAAGAAAGUCACAAAAAGCUGCUGCCUCUAAUUCGGAAUGGGAAGAGUUCAAUCCCAAACUGUUCCAGACCAAUGAUCAAAGUGACAACUAUGAAGAGAAGAGAAUGCACAACCGCAGGGUGGCUCCUGGAAGGCCAUUGACGACGGAUGCGUAUUCUCAUUUCGAGAAUUACGGGUUUCUGGCACCCUUCAUCGAGCAAGAGUGGCUGAAGGUGAUAUCACUCAAUGUACCAUACUACCCAAAAAUGGUACAAUACUUCUACAACAACAUCGUCUACGAGAAAAAUGCAAAUGGAUCCAUUCACGCAUUCAAAUCCUAUGUGAAUGGGGUGGCGAUGCGCAUCAGCAAGAAGGUGUUGGCGCAAGUACUUGAGGCUCCAAACGAGGGGAAGAGAAUCAAUUCUUACGGUGCUUGGAAUGAAACGCAUUUCACGAGAGCCAAGCAAAUCCAGACGGUAUGUGGUCUUGAUGAAGAGGAAGAUGCUCAGGGGCGCAAUAGGCUAUCGAGUAACCACCUGACAGUUCAAGCCAGAUUUCUUCACCACAUGCUUUUCUACAACAUUCUGCCAAAGGGUGGACAUCGGGAGACAGUCACCUACUUCGACAUGGAGCUCCUCACCCACCUACUGUUAAACGAGAAGGUGAACUUGCCAUACUUGAUCUUUAACCACAUGCUUACUACUGCAGAGAGUUCAAACAGGAAUCUUCCCUAUGGGAUGAUCCUCACUGUGCUAUUUGAGCAUUUUAAUGUGAAUUUAAGUGAAGAGGUGGGGUUAAGAAUCUCAAGGCAGGAGUUCUAUACUGUUUCAUCUCUGAAAAAGAUGGGCUUUGAGCUGCGUAAUGGUGAGUAUGUCAGAGUAAACAAUGCUCAUGGUGGUGAUGAUGAUGAUGAUGAUGAUGAGGGUGAUGAAGGAGCUCGAGACGAGCCAAUGGCGGAGGCACAGAGUUCAACUCCACCGAUCACCUUACAGCGUGUGUGGGAGCGCAUGGAUGGCAUGUACGAGUACAUGGGCCAGAUGUCCACCCAGAUGACUGGCAUGCACGAAUACAUGGGGCAAAUGACCGCCCAGAUGAGCACAAUGCAGGUGACCGUGAAUGAGAUGCGAGAUGAGUGGCGAUCUUUCAGCGGAAGAUACAUGCAUCCCACCACAUCCGACCACCAUCAUGCUAGCACCACCAAUAAAGAAAAUGUGGAUGAGAGAGAGGGGGGAGAUGAGUAGGAGAAAUGAGUUUUUAUAUUGUGUGUUUUAGUGGUCAAAACGAUUGUUGAUUGUUAUUCUGUUGUUUUUUUAGUUUUAAUUUUAUGUGUGAACAAUUAUGAUUUCUGUUUUAUUUUUAGUUGUUAUGCUAUGAAUUGAUGAGUCCUUGUUAUAAUUAUUUAUGCCUAAUUAUGAUGGUUUGAAACAUAAUUUAUACGAUUAAAAGAACCACACAAAUCGACAUACAUAAGCAAAAAAGACAUGGGGCAUAGGGUGACUUUCUUGUAUUCGGUCGACCUCGUACCGGAUUAGGUCGACCGCGAAACCAACACUUGAUCUUGAUUUUACGUCAAAUAAUUGGACACUUUGAUAGAACACUUAUCUUCUAUCUGGUCGACCUCUUUCCUUAUCCGGUCGACCAUUUUGUUAAUGACUGCCAUCAAGUGGUCGACCUAUAUACCUUAGGUGGUCGACCAUGUUGUUUCUGACGCCAACGAAAUGGCCGACCCAGGUUUUAUUCUGGUCGACGAAAAAUAACAACUUAAACUAAGUGCGGUCGACCAGGUGGUCGUUGAGGUCGACCGCAAUGCUUUCUCGUGCUGCCCAAAUUAGUUGAUUCGGUCGACCGCCUUCAGCAAUAGGUCGACCGAAAAGUGCAUGUCACCGUGACAUGCAUGUCAUAGUAGGCAUACCCAAAUCAUUUAUGUGGUAGAAAAUCUCAAUUCUAUGUAUAAGUAUUUUGGUGAUCUAAAAACGUAACUUUUAAGCUUUAAAGUAUAGUUUUUUUUACUACAAUUGUAAGUGAAAAACGCGAUUCUAAGUAGAACAGUUUUGGUAACCUAAAAGUGUAAAAGCGUAUUCUUUUUUCUUAAGUUUUAAAUCGCGAUUUUAACCACAUUGAUAUCAAGAUUUUCAUACGUGUUAAUUUUUAUAUUAAUUUAUUAUAUUUAUGUAUGACAAUUAUGACUCAGAAAUGAACUGCAUUUCUAGUAGUUAACUAAACUAGAAAAAUCAUAACUUAUAAUUAGGAUUUGUAAUAAAUUGCAAAUUCGAAAUGGAAUUUGAUGAAGGCAGGCAAUAGUGCCUUUCUCGCCGAAAUCCGAGGGGCAGCCAGUCCCUCAACUCUCUUCAUUAUUAGUUGCAUUCAUAGCUCAGUUCUUGGGAGAAAAACUCUUUCGAGGAUAUAGUAGGCACAGAGCCACGGUUCGUGAGAGAAAUCAUUGUCUUCUCUAAUGUCAUCGUCGUCCAUAGCCCUCCUAAUGUACUCUUGUGCAGGAAUGGACACUUGAACCUCACACAACAACUCGUCACGUGGAUUCUUCCUUGGUUGCAUGACUGUUUGUAUAGUUUUGGUCGGACUCGAAAAAAUGGGGAAGAGUAACAAAAGGAACUAGAGUGAAAGAGAAUGGGAUGAUUGUUUCGAUUCUCAUCCCAAACACAUCCCACGUUGUCUCUCUCUCAAACUAAAAUCACGUGCUCACGAUCACAGAAAAUACUUCUUACAAAAAAUGCCCCUUCCCGCUAAACCACUAUCGAUUUUAAGAAAAGAAAAACGGAAGG